Pararge aegeria (speckled wood butterfly) is the source of this 1061-nucleotide messenger RNA. RefSeq lists its product as uncharacterized. The record is from RefSeq and is a predicted model, not a curated record. Bases 60 to 350 code for a protein of 96 amino acids. NCBI's taxonomy places the organism in Eukaryota, Metazoa, Arthropoda, Insecta, Lepidoptera, Nymphalidae. The transcript is spliced from 3 exons.
AAAAAUCACAAGAGAACGCUUACAUUGUCAUUAAAUCUUUAUGUUGAAAGGACACUAGCAUGGAGUGGAAAAAUAUAAUUUUAUUUAGUCUUCUACUCUUUGGCCAUGUUUACGGAUUUGUCACACAAGACGUUACUCAAGCAUCGCCUCCCAAUAUACUGGAACCGGUGAAACGGAACAUAAAUCAAUUCCGAGAAUGCCUCGACCAGUCACUGGCUCUGGCAGUGGACCAGGUCAACGUGAAACAACUACAGCCCGCCUUCGAUGCCCUCGGGGACCAACUUAAUAGGUUUUCCAAAGCGUUCGAAGCUCUUACUGCGUCUCCUGAUAGACCAGCACCAACGUUGUGAAACAAGCAUGAAAUGGAACGUAUUAAGGUGGUUACGUGGAGCAAUGUAGUGCAGUGGCGUUAGUUGUAUGCACUAAGACGCCUGACGCAAUAAAAGAUAGAAAAUCUCCAGUACGAGUUAUUAAAACUUAGGGGUAUGAUUUUUGUAACUCACGCAAUGCCUUUUUAUUAUAGUAUUAAUGGACGGACCAAGCUGAUGGCACACCUGGUGGUAAGUGGAAAACCAUCGCCUAUAAACAGAGCAACACUUCACAGGGCAUGCAAGGAAAACGUUUUGCAACAUGCCGCCCGUGUCUAUCAAUUUGAGACGACGGUGUCAUGUGCCUAAUAAUUACACGCCCUUCAGUCCGGCAUACACAGCAUAUAACACAGCAUUGCAAUGAUGCUGCUUAACAGCAGAAAUAACCAUGCCGAUAGUACUUCUCCGGACGAGCUCUAAAGCUUUAAAGUUUUUUGUAACUCAUACCAGAGAUUAUUUCCAUUUUAUUACAUCUUGACCGCAGCGUGCAUACACUAUUUGCACGCCACUGAGCUCGUGUACCUAUUGUAUUGACCACCACGAACAGUAAAGUUAUAGAAUGUCUUUUCAGCGCCCCUUAGGUAUCUCCUAGGCUAGCCUUUUACAACGUUUAAGUAUAUAUGUGGAUUAAUAUAUAGUAUUAUAUAAAUACCAAAAAAUAUGGUUGACAUUAUUUACGGCAGCCAUUCGUAA